Aspergillus chevalieri is the source of this 1155-nucleotide messenger RNA. RefSeq lists its product as uncharacterized. Gene Ontology annotation, biological process: amino acid transmembrane transport. Gene Ontology annotation, cellular component: vacuolar membrane. Gene Ontology annotation, molecular function: amino acid transmembrane transporter activity. NCBI's taxonomy places the organism in Eukaryota, Fungi, Ascomycota, Eurotiomycetes, Eurotiales, Aspergillaceae. The coding region runs from base 1 to 1155 and encodes 384 amino acids. The transcript has 4 exons. The record is from RefSeq and is a predicted model, not a curated record.
AUGUCCGAAGCGCCAAAAAUUGAAGAAGAAGAUGCCGUGUUUGGAGAGAUCACUGAAGAAGGGCCUAACUACCGUAAUGUGGGAUUCCUGGGAACAGUUAUCCUCAUGAUGAAGACCCAAAUUGGCCUGGGUCUUUUGUCAGUCCCAGGUGCCUUUGACGUCCUGGGCAUAGUCCCGGGCAUCAUCUGCCUUUGUGCUAUCUCCUGUAUCACCACGUGGUCCGCCUACAUAAUUGGUACCUUCAAGCUUCACCAUCGUGAAGUGUAUGGUAUUGAUGACGCAGGGCAUUUGAUAUGUGGUCAAGUUGGUCGUGGGGUCCUGUCAAUAGCAUUCUGUCUCUUCAUUAUCGUCACCAUCGCUGUUGGCGUCCAAGACCGCCCGGCCACUGCACCGCAAACUGACACCCCCUGGGUCCCCGACUACAAAAUCAUCGGCAAACCAACCUUCACCAGCGCUAUUAGUGCCGUAUCUACACUUCUCUUCGCGUUUUCUGGUACACCGGGCUUUUUCGCUAUCGUGUCGGAGAUGCGCAACCCCCGCCAAUACACUCGAGCGGUACUUAUCUGCCAGGUUUUUGUGACAGUAUUAUUCGCUGUGGUUGGCUGCGUCGUCUACUAUUACUGCGGAUCAUAUGUCGCUUCUCCAGCACUCGGUUCUGCAGGCGGAACAAUGAAGAAAGUUUGCUACGGGCUCGCAUUGCCGGGGUUGAUCGUUACAAUGACGAUUGUUGCACACAUACCAGCGAAAUACAUCUUCAUCCACAUCCUCCGGGGCUCCCACCAUUUAACCAGCAACACCCCAAUACAUUGGAUGGCCUGGCUCGGCUGCACCUUCGGUGUUGUCGUGAUCGCGUAUAUCAUCGCCAGCGCAAUCCCCGUCUUCGACGGACUAGUCUCACUUAUCGGCGCCUUGCUCGUUCCACUCAUGUGCUUUCAGCCAUAUGGGGCCAUGUGGCUGUAUGAUAACUGGGGUCAGCGUAGGGACACGCCUAAGCGGUGGUAUUUCAUGGUUUGCUGGAGUGUUUUUGUGAUAGUCAUUGGGACCUUUUUGAUGGUUGCGGGAACCUACGGAUCUGUUGUUGGAAUAAUUGAUACGUACAAGACGUCAGGAGGCUCUAGCGCUUUUUCCUGCGCUGAUAACUCGAAUUCUGUUUGA